Molecule: messenger RNA, 357 nt
Organism: Mucor mucedo
Lineage: Eukaryota; Fungi; Mucoromycota; Mucoromycetes; Mucorales; Mucoraceae
Exons: 3
Coding region: 1-357 (118 amino acids)
Source: RefSeq, a predicted model, not a curated record
AUGCCUGAUCUCAUAUCCACCUUCUGUUUUUUUUUUCGUGGAUUUGCUGUAUUUUUUAUCACACCGAUAAUUUCUGAUCUUGUCUCUCUGGCUCUCGUUUGUCCGAUUACACCUACUGUACUUCUUGUUGCAAAUAAAAACCUCUUAAAACAGCCCACAGCAAUUGCUCAUAAUUCCGAACUAUCGUUUGGCGAUCCUUUCCCAAAGGUGAAGCGCUUGAAUAGUCAAGUCACAACAGGACAGCCAUCAGGCAGUCUUCAAAUAAUUUUACGAGCUUUUGAAAAACCUCUUUUAUACCCAGAAAUGGCUAAAGCAGAAGGACUUUGUUGUGUCAAGACACUUGACUGUCUAUCAUAG